CUGGCCGAGGAAAUGGUUGAGAAAUGGUCACGUUUGCCACGUGGUCAACACGUUCCCUGUCGCCAGGAGGUGUUUCUGCUCGCAAUAAAAGCUAUAACCCAGUGUUCAUUUGGAGAUUACAUUCUAGACGAAGACCAGGUCGCCAAGUUCUGGAAAGCAUAUGAUACAUGCUGGUUCGAUUUUGAUAAAAGACAACGCGGAGAUGAACCAAAUCCUGGGAGUGAUCGUGAGAAAAAGUUCAACGAUGCGAAAAAAUACAUGUACGACAUUUUGGCGGCGGUCAUCCAAGUCAGGCGUAAACAUCCAACCAUCGAGAAUCGACAAAUGCUGGUUGACGUCAUGAUUGAAAACAGUAUUCCGGAUGACGUCAUGCAGUGUGACGCUAUGACAUAUGUUAUUGGUGGCUUCCAUACUGUUGGGAAUUGGCUGGUUUGGACUCUCCACUUCGUCUCUAUGUACCCUGAAAUUCAAGAUAAAAUGUACCAAGAAGUAAAAGACAAGUUAAAUGACACGGGCAAAGUGAUUCCAGAUAACGUUGCUCAGCUAGUUUACAUUCGUCAGGUAAUGGAAGAAACGCUGCGUAUGGCGGUGGUUGCACCAUACGCAGCCCGUUACGACGAUGAAAAAGACGUCACACUGGGAGGUUACGUCAUACCGCCUGGGACACCCAUUAUCCAGGCCUUGGGCGUUGGAUACAAUGACCCAUCAAUCUGGCAAAACCCCGAUAAGUUUGACCCAGAUCGCUUCAGCCCAGAGAAAGUGGCUGAACGUCACCCCUAUUCCUUUCAACCGUUUGGUUUUGCCGGCAAUCGGAAGUGUCCUGGAUACCGUUUCGCUUACGCUCAAGUAGCCACGGUGCUGGCCAACAUUCUGCUGAAAUUCCAGGUUCAUCAUGUUGAUGGUUUGGGGGUGAAGGCCAUGUAUGGACUAGUUACUACCCCCCAAAACGAAGUCUGGCUGACGAUUACUCCGAGAUCCGAUAAGAAUAAAGAAGAGUAGAUUAUUUCAAUUCAAUUCAAUUCAAUUCAUUUCUUUACUGGUACAUAGAUUAUGAUGACCUCGUACAAUAUAAUAUACUAACGACAAUACAAUUGGUGCAUUUCCAUUUCUCUAGUUGGUAAUUGUGUUGUCUGUUUGUGAACUAUUUUAACUGUGAAUUGAAAAUCAGAACUUUGUUUAGACACGCACUGGCUUCAACCAAAUAUAGUCGAACUAAGGUCGUCAGCAGAUACCGUUUUUUUAAGCACGUGGGAAUAACAAUAAAUUAAACGAUUACAAAAAAUCACUCUUUUACAUCCUGAACGAUCAGAAAUUUCUAUCGACAUUAGCAUUAAUUUAUAUAUCUUAACAUGUAUUAAUUGAACUUUAUUGUUUUUUCUUGAAGUUACAAUCGUCAGGUAAUGGAAGAAACGCUGCGUUCUUUAUUUAGAAUUACGUAAGGACAUGUGUGUAGAAAAAAAUUGGGCUGACGAUUACUCCGAGAUCCGAUAAGAAUAAAGAAGAGUAGAUUAUUUCAAUUCAAUUCAAU
Lingula anatina is the source of this 1528-nucleotide messenger RNA. RefSeq names its product cytochrome P450 20A1. Gene Ontology annotation, molecular function: monooxygenase activity; iron ion binding; heme binding. Gene Ontology annotation, cellular component: membrane. NCBI's taxonomy places the organism in Eukaryota, Metazoa, Brachiopoda, Lingulata, Lingulida, Lingulidae. The record is from RefSeq and is a predicted model, not a curated record.